This is a messenger RNA of Glarea lozoyensis ATCC 20868, 6552 nucleotides long. RefSeq lists its product as uncharacterized. The record is from RefSeq and is a predicted model, not a curated record. Gene Ontology annotation, cellular component: P-body; CCR4-NOT core complex. Gene Ontology annotation, molecular function: molecular adaptor activity. Gene Ontology annotation, biological process: nuclear-transcribed mRNA catabolic process, deadenylation-dependent decay. The transcript is spliced from 4 exons. The coding region runs from base 1 to 6552 and encodes 2183 amino acids. NCBI's taxonomy places the organism in Eukaryota, Fungi, Ascomycota, Leotiomycetes, Helotiales, Helotiaceae.
AUGGUCAACUCAAGAGGGGGCACAUUUACACCUUCGCCUGCACAGCAAACCAUUGUGACUGGCGUUAGUCAUUCACCUCACGGAUCGCAUCACGGUGCCUUUAGUGCUGGCGCAAGUCCCAGCACAAGCAGUCCCACUGGAUCAAAUUCACUUACCAAGAUCGUGGUCGCUCAGGUUUACCUCCUCCUCAGCACCAUCAAGGAGGAUAAGGAUCGCACAAAGUGGGAAGAGAAAGCUGAGCAGCUCAGAAAGCUGAUCAAUGACCACGGUAUGGAAGUAUUCCAAAAGUACUUCAGUCGCCUUGUGACUGCCAAUGCACACACGAUCUUUGGACUGUCGAAUAGAACGCCAAACAACGCAGCGACCUAUCCGAUAUUAUGUGGCGAGAUAGAGAAGAUUGGGCGAGAUGUCGAGCAGGCAAGAAAGAUUGCGGAAUCAAUAGAAGCCGCAAAUGAGGACAUCUAUCGCGAUUUCGACCUGUCGACCUUCAUGCAGCAUUUCCACCUAGACGCGCUCGAGAAGACAAUUCUAGCACUGGCAUUCAAGAUAGGCUCGAGGCCUGACCUCAAAACCAAAUCUGAUGCAAUAUUGGCUGCAAACUUUAUUGAACUGACUAAAAUCCUCGCCCAACAAUUCCCCGAAUCUCGAGAUAUGGCGCCUGAAUUCCUAGCGACCAUUAUCGAUCGUUUCAUUCAAGAACAUCCACCCAAUUUCGACCAACACGCAAAAGACGAGCUUAUCUUCGCCAUUAAUUUCCGAUACACCGGUUCAGAAGCUGCCACUCCUACAGAAAUUCUGGCUGCUCUAUAUCUGCUGAAGAGCUUGGGCGAUCGAAACACAUUAGUUCACUAUCUAAAGCUAGUCGGAUCGAAAAUUACACAGGAAGAAGAUACUUGUAUACAUUAUCUGAGAGCAGCCAAGGGUGAAGGUGUACAGCUGAAUGAAGAGCAGGUCGCGGCGGCUUUAAUAUAUGCCGCCAUCAGUCAAACACCCGUCUUAUAUAUGCCCACCUUGGUCAACAGCAUCCGCAAAGUCGUCUCAUCAAUUAGCUGGCCUGAAGUAAUCCGAAAUUUUGAUCAGGAAAGCCUACGAAUUACACCAAAACAGUUUUUGGCCCUUUACAACGGCCUCCGGCCUCUGGCGCAAGACGGCUUGUUAGACAUCCAGCAUAUGUGGGGAGGAAAAUGGCGUAAUCCUGAAACGCAACUUUCUUUCAUUGGUGCUUUUCUCUCGUUGACAUCUGACCAACUUGAUGCUACAACUAUUCCUAACCUACAAGUAUCCUUCACGUUAGAGGAGUUCACAGGAACCGAGCCGGAGACGUAUGAACGAGCAGCGAAAGCCGUCAAGCAUCCUCUUGUUUCUUCCUGGGCGUUAUCGGCUAUGUUCAAUGUUGCAUUGGAAGGCCAAGAUGCCUCAGAAACCAUAGAGGCAAAAAGACUCUUUCAGGGCGUGGUUGUUCCUAAUCUUGACAUUUUUCUGGUCUCUGCUUUCGGCGUUCCCAAACCUUGGCCUGAUAUUGCGGUCGACACCAUUAAUACCCUAUUUAAUCGCUUCCUCUACAAAUACGAUCCCAACUACGAUUUUGUCUGCGACGGGUUAUGGAAGAAGGACAAAUCAUGGGUUGCUGCACGGCUCGUAGAUGCCCAUGCAAAAUCACCAAUGGAUUUACCUCUUAUAUUGGACCAUGCGAUUCGCCAUAACUGGCUGGAGGACUUGGUAUCUAUGCUUAGCGGCUUUGGGCUGGAUCUUACUGCUCUUGCUCAUGCUCGAGGCCGAUUGGACUUAAAGAAAUGGAUCGGGCUCCUGGAUGCUGCUCAAAGGCCAAACCUUUCUUCAUCACUGAUCACAUUUUUGAGUAUCAAAGCAAGACAUGAGCUUGAUUAUCAGAAAUCUGAUCGUCUCAUCAGCAUGUCAUUACCUGUCAAGACUAUUUACGCACUAUUGACUGUACUACGGGAGAUACUCGAUACGGCUCCUCCUGAACAUGAGCUCAUAAUCGUUCAGCGCCAGUGCAUCACUGCGUAUCCUCGUCUUAUCAAUUACGGAGAAGGCUUCGACGAUGUGAUCGACAAAAACGGGGAGUCUGGUAAUCUUCUCCCGAGAAUAGCAAACGAGCGGAUGGAAGAGCAUUACAAGCGGAUGUACAAUCAAGACCUGGAGGUCAGACAAGUCGUGGAGGCUCUGCGCUCAUAUAAAAGGUCGCAAAAUCCAGAGGACCAAGACAUAUUCGCAUGCAUGAUUCAUGGCCUCUUUGAUGAGUAUGACAUAUACUCAACUUAUCCACUCGACGCUCUUGCCACAACAGCUGUACUGUUUGGUGGUAUCAUUCAACAUAAUCUGAUAUCAAACAUUCCAUUGGAGGUUGGUCUAGGCAUGAUUCUCGAAGCAGUCAAACCUCGAAGCCCUCCAAGCGAGUCCAUGUUCAAAUUUGGCUUACAGGCCCUUAUACAAAUGAAAGAUCGACUGAGUGAUUGGCCCGGGUUCUGCAAUCAGCUACUUCAGAUCCCAGGACUUCAGAAUACCGAAGUGUGGACCAAAGCGGAAGAAGUGUGGCAAGCCACGCAAGAACAGGGUCAAAAUGGACUUGGAAACGCCGCCGAUCAUCAGUACCCGAAUGGCGGCAUUACCGACAACAAUAUUGACGAAAUGCUCGCCCCGGAGCCCAGCUGUGCUCCCUUCAACGCCCUUUGGGUGGAUGAUUAUGGUACCGAUUACGACGUUCCGAACAGUAAAGUCCAGGAGGAAAUACAGUUUUUGAUGAACAAUGUCACUGCCGAAAAUCUAGAGGACAAAUAUGUUGAACUUAGAGACAUGGUAGCAGAGCAAAACCAGCAAUGGUUCGCAAGCCAAUUGGUUGAACAACGUGCCAAGAGAGAACCGAACAACCACCAGCAAUACCUGAAUCUCAUCAAGCUUAUCGGAAGCAAGACAUUGUGGUCUGACAUUCUUCACGAAACAUAUGUGAGCGCUUUCAGGUUAUUGAAUUCUGAAAGUGUGCUCCAUAACCAGAACGAUCGCACUCUCCUGAUCAACCUUGCAAUCUGGCUUGGUUCUCUUACUCUCGCACGGGACAAGCCAAUCAAACACCAAAACAUUGCCUUCAAGCAGCUCCUUAUGGAGGCGUUUGAUACCAAAAGACUUAUCGCGGUCAUACCGUUCGUUUGUAAGGUUAUGGCACAAGGACAACAUUCAACAGUGUUCAAACCGCCUAAUCCUUGGGUCAUGGACAUCAUCCAGCUUCUCAUGGAGCUCUACCACCAUGCACCUGACGUGAAACUGAACCAAAAAUUUGCGAUCGAGGUUCUCUGUUCAGAUUUUGGUGUGAACCACGAGGCCAUCGAGACUUCCGGGGACAUUCUCAAUCGCGCACCGAUUGAGGAGGCCACAGAGGUCAUGUCCCAGGAGGUCAUGGAUCGCUUCGAAAAUCUUGCCAUCAUCGAACGUCUUGCAAGUGAAAGAUUUUCUCCAGAACAGAUUGCAAGAUCUCUUCCGGACCUUGGACCGGAUCUUAUCCUGCCUCCACCAAAUGACAUGGUCAACCAAGCACGGCUGCACGAGAUUCUGCGCACUGCCAUCAGCCGUGCUGUUGCUGAGAUCAUAUCACCUGUCGUUGAAAGAUCAGUGACCAUUGCUGCGAUUUCAACGGCUCAGAUGAUUCAUAAGGAUUUUGCUACCGAACCCGACGAAGAGAGGGUUCGUGCAGCUGCUAUCAACAUGGUAAAGAAGACCGCUGGGAGUCUUGCCUUAGUAACGUCGAAGGAGCCACUGCGUGCUAGCAUGACCAACUACAUCAGGUCUACCUCUGGUGAGCUUUCGCAGGGUCUGGCCGAGGGCACGAUCAUCAUGUGCGUUAACCAAAACCUUGAACUGGCUUGCAAGCAAGUUGAGAACAAAGCCGAGGAGCGCGCUGUCCCCGAGAUUGAGGAAAUGAUGGAGAACGAGCUUGAAAGGCGACGACAACACAGGCUGAUGAGACCUGAGGAGCCUUAUAUUGAUCCAGAGCUGAGCCGUUGGUCCUGGACUAUACCCUCUCCUUACAAGUUGCGACCAAACCGGGAUGGUCUAAACGAGCAUCAAAUGGCCAUCUAUGAUGAGUUUGCUAGACAGCCACGUCCUCAGUCAAUCUCAGGCACUGCUCAUGUCGCCACAUCGUCCGAUGCGACUAGAUCGAUGGCCAACGAGAUAUUGCAAGACCAGUACUCGGCAGUGCCUCAUCUCACAGGCCCUACAGAGCCACCUGCGAUGGCUCAUGCGAGCAACCACCAGCUUCCAUAUGCUCCAAGUGCCACCACAACCAAUGGCCGACUGCCAAACAUGCCGCAAUCACAGAUGGAAUCAAGGCUUGUCACUGAAAAUUUUGAAAAGACUCUCAUGGAACUGAAACGAGUCGCGGCUGAAUCCUCAGAGGAACAUUACAAAGACCUUCCGCGGCCUAAUCCUGUGGUCGAUUUCAUGGAUGCACUAUUCAACUUGAUCGUCAGAUGUUCAGGAACCCCAGCUGAAUUGGACAUCAUUCUAGUGGACAGUCUGUGUGCCUUUGUUUUCAGCGGCUCGUCGCAAGAGUCUCUGCUAGUGGAGUGUCUGGUCACGGUACUAACACAAAUUUACCGGAUUGGCGCCAAAUAUACAAAUCGGAUCGCACUCCGAAUUGGCCAACAGCCCAGCGAGUCACUGCUGAAUUUCCCACUAGCCGCUGCUUUAAUUGAAGAGGGACUACUUGAAUGGCAACGUGUCGAUUCAGCAAUCUCUAAAGCCAUCCAACAUCGCAAGGAGGAGGCACUCGAGUUCUUGUUGGAGAUAGUUACGAAGUUCUUGUGCAAUGACAACCCUUCUGCACUUUAUACGGAUCUCGCAAGAAGUUUGGAAGUUGCCUGGAACUGGAUUGACGAUGCGGCCCUUGCAACCCCUGAAGUUGGACAAAAGUUGAGGCAAGUCAUGAAGGCUUCCGCUGUCCCACAACACGGUAUCCGCAGCGUAGAUGACCGAUUGCACGCCAAGCAGGAACAGAUGGCAUAUGUGUUUGACUCAUGGGUUCGUCUCUAUGACAACAGCAUCGCAACUGAGAAAUCUUCUGCCGAGUUUAUUGAGCAGAUGUUUCAAACGCAGCUCAUCAACGAUCGCGACGAUCUCCUCAUAUUCCUCCGACAAGCCAUCGAUAGCUCUGUGGAAAAAUUCGAGCACCUCAUUCAGACCCACCUCAUUGUUGAUGCCUACGUACCUAUUGACGCUCUUGCUAAGCUGGUCUCGUUGCUUGUCAAACGGCCCCAGCGUGAUGGUGAAGUGAAGAAUGACCGGGCUAAGUAUCUAGGAAUGAUACUUUCGCUGGCUGUCUUUGUUCUCAAUUACCAUCACCUCACCCGUGGGGAAGCUUUUAACCAGAGAGUGUUCGCUCGCUUCUUUUCGGCUUUACUAAUUCAGAUGAAGCCGCUUUCCAAGGACGAGCUAAGUGAGCUUGAAUGUCGCGACAUCUUGUUGGUCUUCGCACGCAACUUCCUAGAAUUGGACCCAUCAUAUUUCCCUGGGUUCGUGUUUCAAUGGUUCAGCUUGAUCUCACACCGAGAUUUCAUGCCCAAUCUAUUGAGACUCCCUGAACAAGAAGGAUGGGAGCCGUUUGCCAAAAUCAUGGAAACUUUGUUAACUUACGUCGGCGAUUUGCUGAAACCCAUCCAUCUCGCAGAGAUGACAAAGCGAGUCUACGGCGGAGUUCUCAAAAUACUUGUCGUCUUGCAACAUGAUUUCCCAGAUUUCGUUUCUGCCAAUCACUCCAGACUAUGCGCUAAGAUCCCAAGUCAUUGCAUUCAGUUGCACAAUUUAAUACUCAAUGCGAACCCGGUUCGAUUCCAGAAGAUGCCCGAUCCGCUGCAACCUGGAUUAAAGGUCGACCGCAUCGAAGAGAUGCGAACCAGCCCUCAGAUUGUGACCAAUGCUGAGGAGAUCUUGGCACAAAGUGAUCUCCUGGAGCUGCUCAACAAAUCAAUCCAGCAAGGCCCUUCAGAGGAUGUCGUGGCUCAAAUAUCUCAUACCAUUCAGCGCAAAAGAGGGCGCCAAUCUAGUCUUGGCUUCACCCCUAUCAACGUUGACCGACGACUGAUAGAAGCACUGAUCAUUCACGUGGGUAUGCAAGCUAUUGCAAAAGCGGAGGCGAAGGAUGCACCGACCUUCGCAAUAAAUACUUCCGAUACAGCACUGUUCAAGAUGCUUGUGCAUGAACUACAACCUGAAGCUCGCUACUACUUUCUCAGCAGCAUGGUUGAUCAGCUGCGAUAUCCAAACUCACAUACGCACUAUUUUAGUCAAGCGUUGUUGAACCUCUUUGGCAGCGAUAUGAACGACCAAGAAGAGUCGGAUAUUCGCCAGCAGAUCACUCGGGUUCUGCUGGAAAGAUUGGCUGGCCAAUGGCCACAGCCAUGGGGACUUAUUGUCACCAUCCAUGAGCUCGUCAAGAACGAUCAGUACAUGUUCUUCGAACUCCCAUUUAUCAAGUCUGCAACACCCGAUGUCGCUGAGCGCUUCGCGGCUAUUGCAGCACGCCCAUAUCCUUCGAUGUAA